AUGGGUUUUGAAUUUGAUGUAAUUUUGCUAACUGGGUUGCUUGAUUUUUAUGGAAAAGUUGGGGAUUUAGGCUCUGCAAGGAAAGUGUUUGUGGAAAUGCCUGAGAGAGAUGUUAUUGCUACUAAUGCUAUGAUUUCAGCUUUCAGUACGUAUGGUUGUGUUGAGGAGGCGAAACAGCUGUUUGAAAAUAUGUCUGAUAGGAAUUCGGCUUCUUGGAAUUCAUUAAUUACGUGCUACUGCAAAUCAAGUGAAGUUCAUAAUGCUCGAUUGAUCUUUGAUCGAAAUCCAAUCAAAGAUGUGGUUUCAUGGAAUGCAAUGAUUGAUGGAUAUUGUAAGUCGGAGCAAAUGGUUAAGGCGGAUGAAUUGUUUGGUGAGAUGGGGUUCAUGAAAAACGUUGUGACUUGGAAUACGAUGAUUGCAGGAUAUGUUCAACGUGGCGAAUCUGUUAGAGCCAUAGAUUUGUUUCAACGUAUGCUAAGCGAAGAAGUAAAACCAACUGAGGUGACAAUGGUUAGCUUGCUUUCUGCUUGUGCUCAUUUAGGAGCUUUAGAUAUGGGUGAAUGGAUUCAUGGUUAUAUUAGAACAAAGAAAAUCAAGAUCGAUUUUGUCUUGGGAAACGCGCUUAUAGAUAUGUACUUCAAAUGUGGGAAUGUAGAAGCUGCUAUACAAGUCUUCCAUGGCUUGCAUGAUAGAAACAUCUUUUGCUGGAAUUCCGUCAUCAUUGGACUAGGAAUGCAUGGGUAUGGGAAGGAAGCUGUAGAUGCUUUCAUUGCAAUGGAAAGAGAAGGGAUAAAACCAGACGGUGUGACUUUCGUAGGACUUCUAUGUUCGUGUAGCCAUUCUGGGUUGGUUUCCGUUGGGAGAAGCUAUUUUUCACAGAUGAAGAUCCCCAAUGCAGUUGUCUGGGGUGGCCUGCUCCGAGCUUGUCACAAGCAUAAGGAUGCAAAGCUAGGGGAGCAAGUGACCGAUAAUCUUCUAAGAUUGGAUCCACACGAUGGAGGAAACUACGUCUUCUUGUCCAACCUCUAUGCAUCUUUAAACCGAUGGACUGAAGUUGAUCAAUGUAGGAAGUUAAUGAUCAAGAGGGGUGUGCGUAAAACGCCUGGAUGCAGUUCAAUCGAGGUUAAAAACAUUGUAUAUGAAUUUGUAGCUGGAGAUACUUCACGUACUCAAAUUAACGUGUUCUUGGAUAAGAUUGUGAAGGAAGUACAGGCUCAUGGAUAUGAACCAGAUACAACUUUGGUGCUACAUGACGUUGAGGAUGAAGAGAGGGAGAGUGUGGUUCGAUAUCACAGUGAGAGAAUUGCUGUUGCGUUUGGACUUAUGACGAUGCAACCCGGAAGGAUAAUUCGGGUUGUGAAGAAUCUCAGGACAUGUGAUGAUUGUCAUACAUUCAUGAAGUUCAUAUCAAAUGUCUAUAAAAGAGAGAUAAUAAUGAGGGAUAGGAACAGGUUUCAUCAUUUUAGGAAUGGGUAUUGUUCUUGUAAUGACUACUGGUGA
Molecule: messenger RNA, 1500 nt
Organism: Solanum stenotomum
Lineage: Eukaryota; Viridiplantae; Streptophyta; Magnoliopsida; Solanales; Solanaceae
Product: pentatricopeptide repeat-containing protein At5g66520-like
Exons: 2
Coding region: 1-1500 (499 amino acids)
Biological process (GO): RNA modification
Molecular function (GO): RNA binding; zinc ion binding; protein binding
Source: RefSeq, a predicted model, not a curated record